This is a messenger RNA of Salvelinus fontinalis (brook trout), 2888 nucleotides long. It is a transcript of the gene ehhadh, whose product is annotated as enoyl-CoA, hydratase/3-hydroxyacyl CoA dehydrogenase. Bases 208 to 2364 code for a protein of 718 amino acids. The transcript is spliced from 9 exons. Gene Ontology annotation, molecular function: NAD+ binding; (3S)-3-hydroxyacyl-CoA dehydrogenase (NAD+) activity. Lineage: Eukaryota; Metazoa; Chordata; Actinopteri; Salmoniformes; Salmonidae. Gene Ontology annotation, cellular component: peroxisome. Gene Ontology annotation, biological process: fatty acid beta-oxidation. The record is from RefSeq and is a predicted model, not a curated record.
UUGAUGUUUUCACUAAUUGGGGAAAAUCUCAGUGUCGUAUUGAAGAAAUAAAAAAAAGUAUCCAAAGACUUCCUUCUCAACCAAGUCAACAAACUCACUUCUGAAUGUGGUAAAGGUGAUGGCAACAUGCCAUGUCACUAGUUCUAAAGUUCAACUUCAGCUGCACGCACCAUGGCAUAUGAGCAGUGACUUUUCUCCAGAACUAUAAUGGCCACGUACUCUCGGCUCCCGGGAUCCGUUGCUCUGAUAACGCUUCAGAAUCCACCGGUCAAUGCGCUCAGUGCAGCGGUGCGACAGGGCAUAGUCGACACGGUGCAGAGGGCCCUGAAGGACCCAAAGGUAACAUCUGUAGUGAUCUGUGGACAGAAUGGGAAGUUCUGUGGAGGGGCGGACAUCAGGGAGUUUGCGGGGCCGAUGUUGGGGCCCCCCCUGGUGCCCCUGAUCCAUGCUAUAGAGGCUGUGGACAAGCCUGUGGCGGCAGCCAUCGAGGGGGUAGCACUGGGGGGAGGACUGGAGUUAGCACUGGGCUGUCACUAUCGCAUUGCACACUCCAAGGCUCUUCUAGGACUUCCAGAGGUGACCCUGGGUCUGCUGCCAGGCGCAGGAGGGACACAACGUCUUCCCAGACUCAUAGGAUUAACAGCUGCCCUGGACCUCAUCACUACAGGUCGCCAUGUCUCUGCUGCUGAGGCCCUGAAGCUGGGGAUCGUAGAUCAGGUUACCGAUAGCAACGCUGUGGACCAGGCCGUGGAGUUCGUCAGGAGCGUUGCAGGCCAUCCCCUGGACUCCCGUCGUCUGAGCACCCUGCCCUGCCCCUGCCCCCCAGACGUUGACUCCCUCUUGGACAAAGUCAUGGCCAAGGUCCGGCAGCGCUCCCGGGGUGCCCUGGCUCCGGUGGCCUGUGUUCAGGCUCUGAGGGCGGCUGCCUCCCUACCUUACACCCAGGGUAUGGAGAAGGAGAGGGACCUGAUGACCACCCUGUUCAACAGCGGCCAGGCCCGAGCUCUGCAGUAUGCCUUCUUCUCCCAGAGGGUGGUGGGGAAGUGGAGUCUGCCUAGUGGGGCGAGCUGGGACAACAGCACUGCCAGGACCAUCAGCAAAGCUGCUGUUAUUGGUCUGGGUACCAUGGGGCGUGGCAUCGUUGUGGCACUGGCUCUGACGGGCAUCUCUGUGGUUGCCGUGGAGACCCAAGAGAAGCAGCUGGCAGAGGCCAGUCAGGCGGUUCCGGCGAUGCUGCAGAGAGAGGCGGGGCGACGACGCUUGGCCACACCCCCAGGGGUUAUCUCCUUCAGCUCCAACUUGCAGGACGUUAGUGAGGUGGAGUUGGUGAUCGAGGCGGUGUUUGAGGACAUGUCCCUGAAGCUGCAGGUGUUUAGGCAUCUGACCUCAGUGUGUAGACCUGGGACCCUGCUCUGCUCCAACACCUCUGGCCUGGACAUCGACCAGCUAGCUGCCGUCACCCAGAGCCCUGGCCUGGUGGUGGGGAUGCAUUUCUUUGCGCCGGCCCACGUCAUGAAGCUGCUGGAGGUGGUGUGUGGUCCACGGUCAUCCCCGGAGGCGGUCGCCACGGCAAUGCAGCUGGGCAAGAGGAUGGGGAAAGUCAGCGUCGCCGUGGGCAACUGUCCGGGGUUUGUGGGUAACCGGAUGUUGAAGCCGUACCUGGAACAGGCCAACUUCCUGUUGGAGGAAGGAGCCACGCCCCAGCAGGUGGACGAUGCGCUGGAGGAGUUUGGAUUCCCCAUGGGCGUGUUCCGGAUGUCUGACCUAUCAGGGCUGGAUGUGGGAUGGAGGAUCAGGAAGGAGGCGGGGCUUACAUGGCCAGGGGUGGAGUCAACCAGGACACGCCAGGGCCGACGGUACAGCCCGCUACCUGACCAGAUGUGUGAGGCAGGCCGGCUGGGCCAGAAGACGGGGAAGGGAUGGUAUCAGUAUGACGGGCCUGGAGGCAGGGUGGCGCGGUCCGACCCCUGGGUACACAUCUUCCUGGAGACCUACAGGGCGGAGCACGGCCUGGUGGCCCGGAGCAUCGCCCCGCAGGAGAUCCUAGAACGCUGUCUCUACGUUCUGAUCAAUGAAGGCUUCAACAUCCUGCAGGAUGCCACGGCCGCCGGGCCGGAAGACAUCGACGCCAUCUAUGUGUUUGGGUACGGCUGGCCCCGGCACCACGGGGGACCCAUGUUCCAUGCAGGCCAGGUGGGAUUGGGCAGGAUCCUGGAGAGGCUGAACCACCACCACCACAACCACCCUGACGUGCCCCAUCUGAAGCCCAGCACGCUGCUGCGGAGGCUGGUCGCGGCGGGAAGUCCUCCGGUCCAGAAGUGGAGAGAGUUCAUCAACAAAGAAAGAGUACACAGUCAGCUCUGAGAUGCCCAAGUCUCACCUGGCAAUGUAACCCUGUGAUUAAAUAAUGUCUCACCUGGCAAUGCUACCCUGUGAUUACAUAACGUCUCACCUGUCAAUUCUACCCUGUGAUAAAAUAAUAACGUCUCACCUGUCAAUGCUACCCUGUGAUUAAAUAAUAACGUCUCACCUGUCAAUGCUACCCUGUGAUUAAAUAAUAACGUCUCACCUGUCAAUGCUACCCUGUGGUUAAAUAAUAACGUCUCACCUGUCAAUGCUACCCUGUGAUAAAAUAAUAACGUCUCACCUGUCAAUGCUACCCUGUGGUUAAAUAAUAACGUCUCACCUGUCAAUGCUACCCUGUGAUUAAAUAAUAACGUCUCACCUGUCAAUUCUACCCUGUGAUAAAAUAAUAACGUCUCACCUGUCAAUGCUACCCUGUGGUUAAAUAAUAACGUCUCACCUGUCAAUGCUACCCUGUGAUUAAAUAAUAACGUCUCACCUGUCAAUGCUACCCUGUGAUUACAUAAUAACGUCUCACCUGUCAA